AAUGGCUAGUUGCCUGGUGUUACUCGUCCUGGCUUUCUUCGUUUUCUCAACAAAUGUAGAUGCACAAGUUACCGUUUAUUGUCAAGCAUCCGAUUACAACAAUGAAGUAUUGAUGCAAUGGAUGUAUGCCAACGGCAUAUCCUGUCAGCCAAUUACUAGCAGCACCACAACUCCUUCAAUUAGCAGCAAAAGCAUUGAAGUUGAUUGUGAAGGAUCCAGAUUUUACGUGGAUGAAAAUGUUUUAGAAUGGAUAUAUGCCAACAACAUACCCUGUCAUCCAAUUACUAGAAGCAAAAAGAGAAACAAGCUUCCCAUUAUACUUGGAACCGUCAUUCCAGUUUUCUGCAUUUUCUGGGCUAUUGUGGGGUUUAUAUUGCACCACAAGAGAAAAACAGCAGCCAUUGCUGCAAUAACUACAGGACAAGUUGACGGUGCCAAUAAGCAUACUCAGGGAUCACUAAGUGCCGAUGGGAUCAAGAUCAACAUCCACGACCAAACAAGUCAAGGGAUUGGUGAUCAAUAUCCACAGCAGCAACAGGAAAGCAACCAUGCCUGAGAUGAGAAACACCUGACUUUCUUUGCUUAAAUAUUAUUUGGACAUAUCAUUUCUUCUUUCAAAUAUUGUAUUCAAGCUUUCCGAAGUCGUUGAUCAUAUGUUGAGGACUGAUCAUCAUUGACAUGACUUGUGUUGCAGCAAUUAGCUGGUUCGAAAAAUUGUACCUUAAUUAGUUGUGUUUGUA
This is a messenger RNA of Populus euphratica (Euphrates poplar), 740 nucleotides long. RefSeq lists its product as uncharacterized. The transcript has 4 exons. The record is from RefSeq and is a predicted model, not a curated record. Bases 2 to 556 code for a protein of 184 amino acids. Lineage: Eukaryota; Viridiplantae; Streptophyta; Magnoliopsida; Malpighiales; Salicaceae.